Molecule: messenger RNA, 948 nt
Organism: Cynocephalus volans (Philippine flying lemur)
Lineage: Eukaryota; Metazoa; Chordata; Mammalia; Dermoptera; Cynocephalidae
Product: proline-rich protein HaeIII subfamily 1-like
Exons: 3
Coding region: 1-948 (315 amino acids)
Source: RefSeq, a predicted model, not a curated record
AUGCCUCUGCUCCAGGCAAAACCUUCCGGCAGGGAUUUCCCCCUGUGGCGGCUGCAGCCCACGACAUGUCAGCUCCCAUCACAACACCAGGGCCACUGUUCUGUAUUAGAUGGAAAACCCUGGCCUGGAAAGCAGGACUCUGGAGUUAGCAGCCCCAGCUCUGCACCUUCUUGGUCUCUAGGGCUCAGAACCCCAAUCGCUAACACAGAAACACAGCGCUUUGCUUCCCACCGCUGGGCGCACACCCGGAUAGCCACACAAGCAGGGCGCCGCACACGCCGGCGCCGGGCACACACAGGGCCGCGCGAGCGCACGCCGGGCCCGCCGCAGCGCCGCGGACACACACUCACACGCUCGCACGCUCACACCCGCGCUCACACCGGCGCCCCGCCCGCCGCCUCCCGGGCCGCUGCGGGCAGCGCUCACCCAGCCCGGGGGGGCCCCGGGCCCGGCCCCGCCGCCGCCGCCUCGCUCCGCGCCAUGGUGGGGGGAGGGCCGGGGGAGGGGGCGCGGUGCCGCGGGGCCGCCUCCCUCCCGCCUCCCGCCCUCCCUCCCGAGCCGCCGCCGAGCUCCGCCCUCCGCGCCGCCCGCCGCCGAGCCCCGCCGCCACCUCCGCCGCAAGGGGGGAGGGGGCGCCGACCGGAGGGGGCGGACGGGCGGGGCGGCAGCACACCCCCAAACCCUCCCCCCCAGGACCCCUCUUCAGUGCGGAGCCGCCGCAGGCCCGCCCCUGACCCCUCCCCAGUCCCACCCCCAGUCCUGCCGGCCUCCCCAGAGACCCCCCCAGACCACGCCCCAACUGGCAUGGGGACCACGAUCUCACUACAGAGAACUCAGGUCACGUCCCAAUACCCAAGGGGACCUCAGACCAGGCCUUACUUUUUUGAGGACCUGGACCAUGUUCUAGAGCCACCAAGACCACAAACCAUGUCCUAUUCGCCUUGGUGA